This is a messenger RNA of Mesoplodon densirostris (Blainville's beaked whale), 9452 nucleotides long. Its product is annotated as cytochrome P450 20A1. Gene Ontology annotation, cellular component: membrane. Gene Ontology annotation, molecular function: oxidoreductase activity, acting on paired donors, with incorporation or reduction of molecular oxygen; iron ion binding; monooxygenase activity. The coding region runs from base 192 to 1661 and encodes 489 amino acids. Lineage: Eukaryota; Metazoa; Chordata; Mammalia; Artiodactyla; Ziphiidae. The record is from RefSeq and is a predicted model, not a curated record. The transcript is spliced from 14 exons.
ACCAUCUCCCAGAGCUCCUCCGCGCUCCCUUGCUCCCCUCGCAGCCCUGGAGGCCCAGGCCACGCCCCCAGCGGCCCAUUCGUUCGUUCGUCCCGCGGGCGCCCCCGCACACCCCUUUUGCGGGUGUCCCAGCAGGCUGAGGCGCUGCUGCCGAGCGCUGAACCGAGACGUGGCUCCCGGGCGGAGGAGCCAUGUUGGACUUCGCGAUCUUCGCCGUUACCUUCUUGCUGGCGUUGGUGGGAGCGGUGCUCUACCUCUACCCGGCUUCCAGACAAGCUGCAGGAAUUCCAGGGAUUACUCCAACAGAAGAAAAAGAUGGUAAUCUUCCAGAUAUUGUGAACAGUGGAAGUUUGCACGAGUUCCUGGUUAAUUUGCAUGAGAGAUAUGGGCCUGUGGUCUCUUUCUGGUUUGGCAGGCGCCUUGUGGUUAGUUUGGGCACUGUUGAUGUGCUAAAGCAGCAUAUCAACCCCAAUAAGACAUCGGACCCUUUUGAAACCAUGCUAAAGUCAUUAUUAAGGUAUCAGUCUGAUAGUGGGAACGUGAGCGACAACCUCAUGAGGAAAAAAUUGUAUGAAAAUGGUGUGACUAAUUCUCUGCGGAGUAAUUUUGCUCUCCUGCUAAAGACCUCAUCCUGUGAGUUCUGCUUCCUUCCUGCCCUGACCGUCGCUGCUCCAAGGCUGUGUGUAAACGUCCGCUUUAGUUCUCUUUCGGAAGAAUUGUUGGAUAAAUGGCUCUCCUACCCAGAGUCCCAACAUGUCCCUCUCUGCCAGCAUAUGCUUGGCUUUGCAAUGAAGUCUGUUACGCAGAUGACAAUGGGUAGUACAUUUGAAGAUGAACAAGAAGUCAUUCGCUUCCAGAAGAAUCAUGGCACAGUUUGGUCGGAGAUUGGAAAAGGCUUUCUAGAUGGAUCACUUGAUAAAAGUACAACUCGGAAAAAACAAUAUGAAGAUGCCCUUAUGCAACUGGAAUCUAUUUUAAAGAAAAUCAUAAAAGAACGAAAAGGAAGGAAUUUCAGUGAACAUAUUUUCAUUGACUCCUUAGUACAGGGGGACCUUAAUGACCAACAGAUCCUAGAAGACAGUAUGAUAUUUUCUCUGGCCAGUUGCAUAAUAACUGCAAAAUUGUGUACCUGGGCAGUCUGUUUUUUAACCACCUAUGAAGAAGUUCAGAAAAAACUAUAUGAAGAGAUAGACCAAGUUUUUGGGAAGGGACCUGUAACUCCAGAGAAUAUUGAGGAGCUCAGGUAUUGUCGGCAAGUACUUUGUGAAACUGUUCGGACUGCCAGACUGACCCCAGUUUCUGCCCGGCUUCAAGAUAUUGAAGGAAAGAUCGACAAAUUUAUCAUUCCUGGGGAGACCCUUGUCCUCUAUGCCCUUGGAGUGGUGCUUCAGGAUCCCAGUACUUGGCCAUCACCAUACAAGUUUGAUCCAGAGCGGUUUGAUGAUGAAUCGGUAAUGAAGACUUUCUCCUUGCUUGGAUUCUCAGGCACACAGGAAUGCCCAGAGCUGAGGUUUGCAUAUAUGGUGACCACAGUACUUUUGAGUGUACUGGUGAGGAGACUGCACCUACUUUCUGUGGAGGGACAAGUUAUUGAAACUAAGUAUGAACUGGUAACAUCAUCCAAGGAGGAAGCUUGGAUCACUGUCUCAAAGAGAUACUAAAAUUAUAUACACUUAACUUUGUUGAGGGAAAUGACCAUUUAGAAAAUAUGUAUUGAAUCCUUUUAUAAGGCAAGCAUCAUUGUAUAAUAUAAACACUUAUUAGUACUUCAUCAUGUAAAUUUGAAUUUUUGUAUAUCAGAGUUUCUUAAUGCAUUGUAUACUUUUAUACUUAUUGAAUCAAUAUAGUGAUAAUUUUAAUGGGAGGACUUCUACUUUUAACUUUUGUUUUAUCAGUUUCUAUGUCAUUGUUUUCAUAUUCUUAGCGUUAGUUUGAUCUCUAAAAUUAAUAUACUUGAAGAGAAAUUAUUUUUCACAAUAAUGUUUUUUAAAUAUUCAUAAAAGAGAAAAAUAACUCAUUUUCACGCUUUCAGUAAAUCAGGGACUUUAAAGGGGACUUUACAUAAAAAGGAAAAGAAAAAAAGGACUUUAUAUAAUUUUAUUUAUUGGAUUAAUAUUUUUAUUUUCUGAGUAUAAAUUAGUUUGUGUUUAAUCAUUGUUAUUAGGUUUGAGUAAUUCAGUAAAUAACAUACCUUGUAUUUGCUUGUAUGCCUUCCCAGACAGCAGUGUUUAUUUUAUGACUUGUACAUUGCUCAUCAUUUUGAACACUUCUGAAUCAUUUGGAAAAUAAUACAGUUAGUUCUGAAUGUGUUUUGAAGUGGUGUCCUUCCUAAGUAGCAAACUAAGAGUGAGGCUUGUCUGUCCUUGUUUUGCUGGGAAUUGUAGUAACACUAUAUUACUCCACUAAUCAUCAUUUGUGGAAAAAAAAAUUCCUGAAUUUAUUUAUUAUUAUGUCAUAUCCUAAACAUAAGAAAUGAGAGAGCAUUAACUAAAAACUGAAACCAAAUUUAAAAGAAAGAAAAAAAAGAUGGGUCGAAAAUAUUUGCAAAAUAUAUGACAGAAAGGGAUAAUAUCCAUAUUACAUAUAAAGAGGUCAUACAGAUUGUUAAGAAAACAUACAAUAGAUAAAUGGACAAAACAGCUUUUAUAAGGGGAAACAGCUAAUAAACUUUUAGAAAAAUGGUCAGUCUAACGAGUAAGCAGAGAAAUAUUGGGGCUUUUUCAAAAAUAAGUAUCUUUCAAAUUUAUAUUUUAGUACUGGUAAGUUUUAUAUUUAAUGCUUUUUUAUUGACAGCAUUGUAUUUUAGUUUGCUUUCUUUGGUUACAUUGUUCUUGAAUAAUUCUUUUUUUAAAAUAUGUUUUUUUAAAGAUAAAAGGAGAUAUGAAGGAAAUAUGCCAAGUGCUGAUAGAGAGGAAAGGAAGAAUAGUGAUAAAUGUUUGCAGAUGGGCUUAUUUUUGACACUGCUGAAUUUCUCUUGUAAUUUUAGUUUCAAGAAUGUACGUGUUAUUAAUUGAGUUAUUUUAUGUUGUGUUUAUGGUUAUAUAGCUAACAUUUUAGACCUAGUAAUAAGUAGUUAAACAUAGAAACUAAGUAACUAGAUGCAGCCUUUAUUUCUGACAAAAGCAUUUAAUUUAUGGAAUAAUUUAGAUUCUGAAACUUUAAGUGAAAUGUAUUCUUAGUUCCUAGCAUCAUGUUUCUACAAAGGCAUGUUGUUACAUUUAUUCCCUGUCGCCUAUCAUAUUCUAUGGUUUUGCAUAUAAAGAGCAUCUUCCUUUGUUAUCCAGGUACCUUAAUUGGUUUGGAAACUGGCACUGGAAGGUUAGAGUAGCCAGUUGAUAUGUAAACCAAGUGUCAGUAAAAUCAGAUGAGACCAGCAGAAUUUUAAAGCAAGUGCGACCUGAUCAGCCAUAAUCAAAGCAAAAACAGGGUAACUGACCCAGAGUCAGGGUGUUGGCAUGUUGCCAAUAAGUGAGACAAUGUAUAAUAAUGAUGGAAUUGAGGAAAAUGGAGCAUAGAAGAAUCGGGUAAAUAAGCAUAUUUUAUCCAGAGUUACAUAAAGAACUUGAAACAUUAAAAAUAAGUCAUUUUUCUAGAGGAUUUUUAAAAAAUAAAAAUUACUGUUAAUCAUAUGUAAAAUAAGUUAUCCAUUCACUGCUGUUCUUACGUGGCCCUUUGUAUUUGUCAAAUGACCUAAAUUUUAGUAGCCUCAGUGUUACGGAUGGCUCGUAGCAUGGCUCUAGCAGGACUCUUAAAUGUUAUAGCUUUUUGGCUUUUUAAAAACUAUUUCUUCACUGAUUUUGAUCUACAUUCUUUUUGAUAGUUCAGAAGUUUAUUGUUAAAAACAUCAACACAACACAUUUUUUAUGGAAUGAAAGGGCUCUUCCACACUUUGUGCUAAUAAAAUUUAAAACAGAAUUAAUUCUGUGCAUAUGUUUGGGAAAAAUGAAAAACUCACAUGCUGUUUGGCCCACAAAUGUGCAGUUUCAUUUUUUUAUAUAAAUAGAUUCUAUCUUAUUUAUAGACUCAAUAUCAAAAUUUGUUUUCUUUAUAUUAAAAUAGUUUGUAUUUUAAAGACAAAAUGCUCUAUUUUUUAUUAGAAAAUUAUAUGGGUUUAUUGUAGAAAAAUCUAGGAAACAUAGAAGCACAAAAAUAGGAAACUCCAUCACCACUAUUUGAACUUAACCAGUGUUAAGCUUCUGAGGUGGAUCCUUCUACAUUUUAAUCCACAUGUAAUUUUUACAGACAUAUUAUACACAAUGUUCUCUUCAUUUAAUAUGUUAUGAACCAGUAGUGUUUUCCACAGCUGGAACAUUACUAUUCUUCUCACUCAGAAUGUAGGCACAGACUUGUCAAUCUUUUUCUCUACCUCUUUCCCUUCUCAAAUAUUGUUAUUCUUUUCAACUUUAAAAAUUGCCUUACUUCUCCAUCUGUUCUAUCAGAACAGUUAUAUAUUAGUAGAACCAAGUUGCUAAAGUCAUAGCAUAAUCUAGGUGUUACAAUGAGCAUUUAAGAAAUGAAAUUACUCCAUUAUCCUAAGAAAAAUCUUCAAUAUAAUUAAGUUCAAAUUGGGAUAGCAUUUCAUCUUUUAAGAGGACAUUUUAAGAAUCUUUGUUGUUUUUGGACUCUGGGGGAAACAGAUUAAAAUCCUUCCCUGAAGACAUGUUUAUUUUUUUCUCCAGACCCAUAAAAAGUACUGUGACCCUUUAUAAAAUGUACCUUUUUUUCACAUGUGGUUCUGUUGACACAUUGAAAACUGCUUAAAAAAUCAUAAUUCUACUGAGUGUGUAAAAGUGAAGACAUGGCCGGUAGAAUCAAGGAGUCAUUUAGUAGCUGUGAGAAGAUAGCUGCGAGAGAAAUGGAGACUGUUUUCAAGGGUGGGUUUUUAUAUUGUCAACAAGUUGAUGCUAACGACCUUGUUUUUCUUCUUAGCCAGUCCUAUGCCUGUUUCCUAAGUUCCGAAGACCAAUGAUGAAGGUAGAAGGGGAGGAGUUGGGGGAAGGGAGGCAGUGACAACAAAGCAGUUGCUGUUAUUGCAGAAGUCAGAAAAUCAGCGUGGCCAGAAAGGCUCGAUACUGUGUUGCGUUGAGCAUUGUCAGUGAUCUGCCCUGAUAAAAGGGAGUGAGACUGAGACUUGCCGAAGUAGAACAGGGGACUGGAAUGAGCAUUUGUUACAAACCAAAUUCUUUAUACACCCAUCUCAUUUAGUCCUUAGAAAGUAAUAGUAGGUAAGUACAGGUGGGACUAACUAAAAUAGUUCUUCAUUCCUGCUAGAAGAAAUACUGUAAAGAAAGACAGCAAAUACUAGCUAAGAAACAGUAAGAGAUCUAAACUUCAGAUUAUAUUAAUAGCUUCAGUGGGUUUUAGUGGGAUUUUGUUCUUAUUUAAGAGAGAACCAAGCAAUAGUUUCAAAUGAUGUAUAGUUCAUAAUAGCUAAAGAAAAUGAUUAAAAGAAUAAUGUAACAGCAGUAUUAAAAGAAAUCUCAAAGGAAACUAAAUACUGCCAACUCAACUGCCACUUGUACAACCGUUUAAAUUUUUUCCUGUUCCCACAUAACGUAUAUUUCUACCUAUUGCAAUCAGAACAAUUUGGUCUACUUUUCAUUUAAUGCAUUUCAGACAUUUUCUUUUGUUACUUCAAUUUUGUAAGGUCUUAUUUUGGGGUGGGAGUAGACUUUUAAAAUACAAUAGAAAUCAGUUUCAUGUUUGAUUUAUAGAAUUUUAUGACACUGAGUGAAUGGAUAAUUGUCAAAUUUGAGCUGGGAGCCAUUUUGUAAAAUAUCCAGACAGUAAACAAAAGGCAGGAAAUGACGUUCCUUCUUCCAGUCGGCUUCCCAUUCAGUCAGUUUACAGUUUGGUGGCUGUCCUUCUACAGACUGGGAAUGGAUCUUGUUAUAGCAUGGAUAAACUGCCAGGAGCAAAUAAGUCACAAAUAAUCCUGUUUGGUAGUUUUUUUAAAAAUCUACCUUUAUAUACAUCUAAAAUAUUUGCAUAUUCUUGUUUUAAUUUUUAACACAUGAUAGUAGAGAAUGAAACUUACUUUGUAACUAUAUUAUAGAUAAAGUUGUAAUGUGCCUGUCUCCAAAAAGGCAAUCAGUAAAUAUUUUUGAAUAAAUGAAUGAAAUCUUCAUUGAGGUUUUCUCUGCAUAUAGAAUAAAGGAGAUUAUUGAAGUUACUUAAUAGUUGAAAAAGAUUUCCAGAUAGCCAAACUACCUCUAAUGGUAAUAGCACUUUGUGAUAUGCUAAGUACCCCAUUGCUGGAAGUAUUUAAGAAGAUGUGGUAUGGACAUCUUUCAGUGAUGCCUGUAUUAGGUGUGAACAUAGGUUUAUAAUAGCCUAUAGUUCUACAAAAUAUCAACCAAAAUAGUUGGUAAGCAAGUAGUCCUUUGUUCCUUCUAUAUCUUAUCACUAGAUCAUCAUUAGAACUAGGAAAUGUUUAAGGAUCAGAGUUUUUUUAUUAGGUUAGCAACAGCAUUAUUUCCCAAAGUGUGUCUCAUGUUACCCUAUCCUAUGAGAUACUCUGAGAAAAAGUUUCCUUGAUCAUAUUCAUUCUCAGUUUAUAUACAUAUAUUCUUUCUCAGAACGCAUAUUAAUAUAUUGGAAGAGCUGAGAAGUUCUACUGUAAGGAAACCUAAUUUAACUUGGUGUAACACUGAGUGUUCCAAAUGUAUUUGAUGAUGGUACCGCUUUUUCAAGUUAUACCUAUUAUCCUGAAAAACCAGUGUUUCAUGGAGAUGUCGUGUUCAGUAGAUCUAUAGAUGUCGUGUCCAAAAUGAUCUACAGACAAAAGGAGUCUAAAGGAACAUCUGUCUUAGGUAGUUCUUUAACCUAUGCAUGGUCCAGAGAUUCUCCAGACUAGGAGUGACCGUAUUAGAACCAAGGCACCUGAAUUCCAUGUUCUCUCACUCCCUCACCUCCUCCUCUUUUCCCUGUCAGAGGACAGAGCCCUCUUACUCUCCUGACUCUCUCCGUCUCCUGACUUCCAUUUCUGUCCAAAGAAAUGUGACCCAUUUAGUUAGGCAACACUUUUUUAUUGGUCACUUAAUGUGUGUCAGAUCUUAUUCCAGACGCUGGGGAUAUAGCACUGAGCCAAACAGACAUGGAAUUUACUGUGUUCUCUCUCUUCUUCCCAGGAGGAAGAAGCCCAGUCUCAUGUGCCAAAGCUUAACUUUCUAGCACUUGAGCUCUCUAGGUCCUGGGUUUGGAAGCAACUCAAGGACCCUUUAGGUUAGUGGCUGAAAGGGACAAAGGAAGGAACUUGUAGUUGACUACACGACAAAGAACAGAAGGCUUCAGUUACAGUCUGUAGAGGCAAAAGAAGCACAAGGAACCGUUGGGAGUCAAACCAUUAUUUUUGUUACUUUUAGUUUAUGAGCAAGAGAAUUAAACUACGUAUCUUAUCAAGGAAAACUGUCAACAUUGAUGCUGAAUAGAAAUACUGGAGAUUUUGUUCAGAGCGAGAAGAAACAAAGCUAGGAAUUGGUUUGACUAGGUUAAAGAGCAAUAUUGAUUAUAGUCAUUUGUAUGAAUUGUUCAAUGAUACUGCAGCACUAGGUGUGUUCAUCUUUCCUGAUUUGUUGCUGUGUUGCAAGGUCAGCAGCUAAUAGAUAAUUGAUUUUUAGAGCUUAAAAGGACCUUGUAGAGAUUAUAUGGCAUAGCCUGCUCACAAUUUAAAAUUUUAGAGGGGGAAAUCUAGGGCCUCUGGGAGUAAAAGAGUAGCAUUAUUUGGCUUUCAUUUUGGAUUUUCUCAUAGCCUUCCAAAGAUAGGUGCUUAAGUCAAUGCUGUUAUUAUAUUCAUAGGAUUUUGUUAAGCUUCCAAGGAAGUGUAGAUUCAAAGGGAAUUGGAAAAAAUUUGUUUAAUAUUCUUGAUACAGAGCCUUUGAGGGAGAUGCAAAUGUGUUUUGAAUGUUAAAUUUACUUAAAUUUAAAAAUACAUAUCUUCAAGCGAAGUUGCCAUGACAACCUUUCUUAAUGUGUGUAUAAAAUUUAUGUCUGUCUCUGAGGUUUUCAUCUUUCUCAAUACAGGGUUUAAUCACAAGAAUUGGGCACUGUGGUGUAUUUCUAUCUAGAUGGUGCCCUGUGGGAAUUAUAUAAUUUUGAAAAAUGCAAAUCAAGCAUCAGAGCAGUUCUUUAGCGUGGUGAUCCCACCUAGGUAAAUGUCAUCUUGUUCUCUCCAUGAUCAGAGAUUGAUCUGGCUUCAAACCCAAGAUGAAAUUCUGGAUUGAAAUAGAACCAUGAGUCUGUUCUGAGUUUCUGUUUUUUUCAUAUUUAGAGGAUUUGUAGGAGGGCCCUAGGAGGUUUGGGAAAUUUUGGACUAAAUCUCUUGGAUAGCUCCCAAACUGAUCCAGUCUCCUUGGGAUCAUCUAAAUCUAAUCCAUAGUAUAGGUUGACUCAGAACCACAAGAGACAGCUCUACAAUGGCCAGCCGUGUGCACAGAGACACCCCAGAGACUCCUUCUGGCCUGAACUCCAAUCCAGCAAUCCUAGAGAGAUACCAUUAUCAGACCUCUUCACUUACUUUUACCUCACUUCAUAUACACUUGUCUGUCAGUCUCUCUUUUGCACGUCAGGGGCCAGGAGAAGAGUACUAGGAUUUUGGACACCCAAAGUUUAGGAGGAAGGAAUUCUCAUCCUCAAUUCUGGAAAUAUGAAUUUAUUAAGCAGUGGAAUAAGGGGGUGGUCACUGGUACCUUCUGGUAACUAUGACUUGAAUUUGAGAACUCAACAUGGGUGCCUGCGAUUUUGAGAUGCUUGCUAAAGAGCUAUGUUUGUUUGUGUUUUAUAUUUUAGUUCCUCUGUGGUAUAGUAAAAAAUAAUUUUUUUUUUUUGCAAUUUAAGAACCCCUGAAGAUAAUUAAUUAAAUUGAGAUUAGAAGUAUGAUCUACUAAUGUGCUAGCUUUGAAUUUACUUUAGUCUUAAUAGACUUUGUAAAACUGUGUUACAUUUAAGAGACUCCACGGAUAUGUUCUAAUCCAAUAGCCUUAUAAAAGGGGGAAAUGAAAGCUGAGAGAACUUAUUUUAUUUUAUUUUAUUUAUUUUAUUUUUUUAUUUUUUUCUUUUUUGCGGUAUGCGGGCCUCUCACUGUUGUGGCCUCUCCCGUUGCGGAGCACAGGCUCCGGAUGCGCAGGCCCAGCGGCCAUGGCUCACGGGCCCAGCCGCUCCGCGGCAUAUGGGAUCCUCCCAGACCGGGGCACGAACCCGUAUCCCCUGCAUCGGCAGGCGGACUCUUAACCACUGCGCCACCAGGGAGGCCCGAGAACUUAUUUUAUAUGAGAAUUUGCCCAGGCUAGCACAAUUUUUUUUCCCCAAACUUGUUCAGAAUGUGAUUUCCUUUUGGUUUCAUAUUAUUCUCUAAAGGAUGAAUUUAAAACCAAGGAAAGGCCCCCUAAGCAAAAAGAACUGCCUAAAUUACUAUACUAUGCUAUUGAUAACUGGAAGAAAUAGGAUAAUAGUCU